Molecule: messenger RNA, 1662 nt
Organism: Phoenix dactylifera (date palm)
Lineage: Eukaryota; Viridiplantae; Streptophyta; Magnoliopsida; Arecales; Arecaceae
Product: growth-regulating factor 4-like
Biological process (GO): developmental process; DNA-templated transcription; regulation of DNA-templated transcription
Cellular component (GO): nucleus
Molecular function (GO): ATP binding
Source: RefSeq, a predicted model, not a curated record
UUACUUUGUAGCAGCAGCAUCGAUCCCCUCAACCCCCUUCCCUACAAUAAAAUGUUUCAAUAAAUCCCACCCCUCCGCUAUAAAACCUCGCUACCGACUCCGUCCCUUCUUUCUCCGCCGCCCCCUCGUCUCUCUCGCUUUCUCUCUCUCUCGGAAAUGGCGAAACCUUGUUGCUUUUUCUCACCGGAGAAGGACGCGACCGCGUCUCGAACCCCAUGUCAUGACUGAGGGCCGGGGAGGUUCUUCUUCCUCUUUCUCUUCCUCUUCUUCUCCUUCUUCUAUCUCUCCUGCUUCUCCUCGUCCUCCUCCUCCUCUGCUUCGAUCUUUGGGGCGAUGAACAGCGCGGCGGCGGCGGCGGCGGGGUGGCGGCCGCCGUUCACGGCGUCGCAGUGGCAGGAGCUGGAGCACCAGGCGCUCAUUUUCAAGUACAUCAUGGCCGGGGUCCCCGUGCCUCCCGAUCUCCUCAUCCCCAUCCGCCGGAGCUUCGAGGCCACCCCCGCUCGCUUCUACCACCACCCUGCCUUGGGUUACUGUUCCUUCUAUGGGAAGAAACUGGACCCAGAGCCAGGUCGGUGCCGUCGGACGGACGGGAAGAAGUGGCGGUGCUCCAAGGAUGCGUAUCCUGACUCCAAGUACUGCGAGCGCCACAUGCAUCGUGGCCGCAACCGUUCAAGAAAGCCUGUGGAAUCACAAACCCUCUCCCAGUCGCAGUCAUCCUCGUCCACUGUGACAUCCCUCGCCCCCUCCGGGAGCAGCGCGAGCAGGAGCGGUAGUGGCAGCUUCCAGAGCAUACCCCUCCACUCCAUUUCAGGUGGUAGCAACCUGCAAGGCUCUUACCCUGGCGGGGGCAGCUCCUCUCAGCAGCUGUAUAUGGACCCUCAUUCCUAUGGUAUUGGCACCACCACCAGCAGCAGGUACCUCUCUGGAUUGAAAGGAGAGUUGGAUGAGCAUAGCUUCUUUUCAGAAGCUUCUGGAAGUGCAAGGGGCCUCGGGAUGGACUCCUCGGUGGAUAGUUCAUGGCGGCUGAUGCCAUCUGGGAUCUCCUCAUUUCCGCUGUCGAAAUCUAGAGACCCUUCUGUUCUACAGAGCGCUUAUCCUCAGCUGCAGACGGUGCAAGAUCUUGGGCAGGUAACCAUCAGCUCGCUGCCGAAACAUCAGCAACAGCAUUCCUUCUUUGGCGGUGAUUUUGGUUCAGCAGAGCCUGCGAAGCAUGAAGGCGGCAGCCAAUCGCUCCGGCCUUUUUUCGAUGAGUGGCCUAAGACAAGGGAUUCAUGGUCGGAUCUGGAAGAGGAGAGGUCCAACCGGAUCUCAUUCUCGACAACCCAGCUCUCCAUUUCCAUCCCAAUGGCCUCCUCCGACUUUUCUACCACCUCUUCGAGGUCUCCUAAUGAUGACUGAGAGAACUCUACAGGCCUUGUGGUUCUGGCAGUGUUAAGAAGUCAGGAAGUGGCUGUGGUAUCAGACUAUAAGCAGUACUCUUAGGGUUACCUAUUUGGUUUUCUUUAAAGAUAUUGUCCUGGGUUUUGUUAACAAUCUCUCCAUCCCACGGAACUGUUUGACUGAUCUAUCUGUGGCUACUGGCUAGUAUUAUAUUAUUUUUAUGUACUGAAACUGCCUGUGAACACUUUAUGCAAGUGAAGUUAUGAGUUUAGUGCUUGGUGA